This is a messenger RNA of Impatiens glandulifera, 1753 nucleotides long. RefSeq names its product protein SAR DEFICIENT 1-like. Gene Ontology annotation, biological process: regulation of salicylic acid biosynthetic process. Gene Ontology annotation, cellular component: nucleus. The transcript has 7 exons. Gene Ontology annotation, molecular function: DNA-binding transcription factor activity; sequence-specific DNA binding; calmodulin binding. The coding region runs from base 72 to 1487 and encodes 471 amino acids. The record is from RefSeq and is a predicted model, not a curated record. NCBI's taxonomy places the organism in Eukaryota, Viridiplantae, Streptophyta, Magnoliopsida, Ericales, Balsaminaceae.
UCUUCGUCCCCAUAUAUACUGCAUCUCAAUCACGCAUUUUCCCAAACAAUUACAAACCCUCUCUCCUACAAAUGGCAGCUAAACGUUAUUUCCCAGAAUCUGGAAUCGACAUGGACCACCAAACUGCAAAACGAACAAAAUCUAAGCCUUCCUUUGCCUCCGUUAUUAGCGAAGUCCUUAUGGUCAACUUCAUGCAGAAUUUCUGCUCUACCAUGGAACCCAUGAUUAGAAAAGUGGUUAAGGAGGAAGUUGAACGUGGAUUAAAGAUAGGUGGAAAGUCCUUAAUCCGGUCAUCUUCUAUAAGAGUUCAAGCACUUGAACAAUCAAACUUUCGGUUAGUUUUUAGGAGCAAACUAUCCCUUCCGAUAUUCACGGGGACAAAAAUAUCGGACAUGGAGAGCAAUCCUCUUCAAAUUUACCUCGUGGAUUCAAAUAAUGAUCAUAUGAUGUACACAAAUCCGUUGAAGGUGGAAAUUGUUGUACUCGAUGGAGAUUUUCCGAAAGACGGUAGCGAUACAUGGACUAGCGAUGAAUUUAACCGAAAUAUAGUUAAGGAGAGGGCCGGGAGAAGGCCGUUAUUGACUGGUGACUUGAGUUUGACGAUGAGGGAUGGAUAUGCAGUUGUUGGACAAAUUGAAUUUACGGAUAAUUCAAGCUGGAUUCGUAGUAGAAAGUUUCGACUUGGAGCUCGGGUGGUUCAAGGCAGCGAGAAAGGAACUAGGGUUUGUGAAGCAAUUACAGAAUCGUUUGUUGUUAGAGAUCAUCGCGGAGAAUUAUACAAGAAACACCACCCACCAAUGCUAGAAGACGAGGUAUGGCGGCUAGAGAAGAUCGGAAAAGACGGAGCUUUCCACAAGAAACUAAAUACCAGCGGAAUCAAUACAGUUCAAGAUUUCCUUCAGUUAUCAGUUGUCGAUCCAACCAAACUCAGAAAGAUAUUAGGGGUAGGAAUGUCAGAUAGGAUGUGGGAAGUGACUCUCAGACAUGCAAAAACGUGCGAGAUGGGCAGCAAGUUAUACAUAUUCAAGGGCCCAAAUUACUCCCUUUUGUUGGAUCCUGUGUGUCAUUUGGUCAAAGCUAUGGUGAAUGGACAGUCAUACCCCUGCACCAAGGACUUGGUCAACAUGAAUAGGGGAUUUGCUGAAAAUUUGGUGAAAGAAGCAUAUCAAAACUGGAAGUUAUUGGAGGAAAUUGAUGGACACUUGAACACAACCCCACUUCUUACCCAAGGUGAGCAAAUGGAAGAGUAUCCCAAUCAAAGUAUGGAAAGGUCAAACUACCAAUCCCAGCCGGCGGAAGUAAAUGAUUCUAUGUCAGCAGGAAACACCAACUUUGUGAGCUCUGAAUGGCUGGUUUCUUCGCAGUAUUACCAAAACAACACACCUGAAAAUGCCAUUGGUUACCAAUUCCUAGAGUCUUCAUCUGAUGAAGAUCCAACACCUGCUAGGUGUUUCUUCUACGAGGGUCAACCGAUGGAGCGUGCCUAAGCUCGUGUGGAUUUGUGCAUAUUUGAUAUUUAUAAAUAUAUAUGUAUGUAAGUGUAACAAUCUGUAUGUAAGCUUGGGGAUAUAGAGAAAGACAAAAACAACCUUGUCUCCAAUAAGUGAAGUGAUUGAGUAGCUUAUUCUUAAAUAUUCCUUGUACUAUUUCUGUUUUUAACAGUAGUGCAUGCACAAUGUAGUAGACCUAGAGAGGUUUCAGAUUUUGUGAAAAUUGCACUUUAGUGUCAAUCAAUAAAUAGGUUGUUUUCUUA